AUGUUGUGGUCUGGAGCCAACGAUACGAGCGAUGAGUCUCUAGAGAGCACAGAAGGAGGUUACGCGGGGCUUUAUAGAUGGACUAUGGACGCCUUAUUUGGUUCACGAGUAUCGCCCUCUAGAAAGUAUAAGGAAUUUGCCCAGGAUGAUACGAAUUACAAGCGUGAGGGUAGAAGACGUGUUAGGAGCCCUGAGAGUACAAUUAUGCGUUCCAAUUCGUGGUCUGGGCUCGAUAGUGGAUUUUACAGGCGUAAUGACUUGCUUCCGCCAUCGAUUGAGGAAGAUAUGGAAGUACCGAGACCUAUUGAGUCUUCCAAUUCGUUGCUUAAUUCUUCCAGGGUGUAUCGGAGACCCGAGGAACAGCCCACGGAUACUUUUGCGGCAAGAAGAAGGCGGUUGGGGGAUGAUGGCGAAGACCACAGCAUUGUGCUCCAAUCACCACAACAAGAUGACCCGCUGAUAUCAAAACUGUUUCAAAAAAAAACUAGAACCCGCAAACCUGAAGAUCAUACUAAAAGGGUUCAAAUCCCUGGCAAAUUCCCCUCUCCAUCAAAGAACGCUCAGCAAAAGAACUACACUGCAGAUUAUUUGGAAGUAUUAGACCAAUUAUCAAGAAAUGAACGCCUUCUGGACGAUUUGAACCAAGAUUUCCACAAGAAACAAAGUCGAAUACAACAACGGGAGCAAACUUAUCAGGAGAAAUAUCUACAAACAAGAGCUGAACUCAUCGACGAACUAAAACACUCCAAAAGGCUAUACGACAAUUACUACAAACUCUACACAAAGUACCAACAACUACGAGAGAUCAGCCAGGAUGCGGUACGCAUGCAGCACCGGAUCUCGGGGCUCGAGUCGCAACUAGUCGAUAGUGCAAUCGACAAAGAUCGCCAAAUACACGAUCUGACCCGCAAGCUGUUCGACAUGGAUCUCCGAGUCCAGGAGAGUGAGACUGCGCGCAAGAGGGAGGCAGCCAGUUACCAAGCAAGGAUAGAUGAGCUCGAAAGACAAAAUAUGCUCCAGCCUGACGUCGGAGUCUCAUCACUCUCUUUUUCCCCUUCAAAUUACAGGGAUACAAGCUCAGACUAUAAUCCAGCGAUCGACUCACAUUUCCUUAAGAAUUUGGUUUGA
Messenger RNA from Torulaspora delbrueckii, 1128 nucleotides. RefSeq names its product Bbp1p (gene BBP1). The transcript has a single exon. The record is from RefSeq and is a predicted model, not a curated record. The coding region runs from base 1 to 1128 and encodes 375 amino acids. NCBI's taxonomy places the organism in Eukaryota, Fungi, Ascomycota, Saccharomycetes, Saccharomycetales, Saccharomycetaceae.